UUCCCGCCUGAGGCGGUUACGGAAACGGAGAGACUCGAGACUGAAGCCAGCUUAUUCUAGACCCAAACAGGCGACUGAAGGCGAUGGGACCCACUGCCCUGGAUUCGGUAAGUCCCGGGUCUGACGGGUGAUCCGUAUGUUUCAGGUGAGGAGCAAAAGAAGGAAUCCAUCUAUGCGGUUCCAAAAUCUAAGGAUAAGUUGAUGGAGAAGCAUUCGCAGGAAACCAGGCAGGCAGACAGGGAGUCGGAGAAGCCUGUGGACAGCCUGCACCCGGGGUCCGCGACAGCCAAGCACCUGUCGCCGGCAGCUUCGCAGGAAGAGAAACCUGAUGUAAAGCAAAAGUCCAGCAGGAAGAAAGUGGUCGUUCCACAGAUCAUCAUCACGCGAGCGUCAAACGAGACGCUCACCAGCGGCAGUUCCAGCGGGAGUGACCAGCAGAGAACCAUUCGGGAGCAGGAGGACUGGGGCCCCUACCGGCGGCACAGGAACCCCAGCACAGCAGAUGCGUACAGUUCACAUCUCAAAGAAUAAACAAGCACCCUUGCAUGGCA
Molecule: messenger RNA, 551 nt
Organism: Mandrillus leucophaeus (drill)
Lineage: Eukaryota; Metazoa; Chordata; Mammalia; Primates; Cercopithecidae
Gene: SPATA33
Product: spermatogenesis associated 33
Exons: 2
Coding region: 202-531 (109 amino acids)
Cellular component (GO): nucleus; cytoplasm
Source: RefSeq, a predicted model, not a curated record